Molecule: messenger RNA, 2978 nt
Organism: Labrus mixtus (cuckoo wrasse)
Lineage: Eukaryota; Metazoa; Chordata; Actinopteri; Labriformes; Labridae
Product: proteoglycan 4-like
Exons: 29
Coding region: 447-2945 (832 amino acids)
Source: RefSeq, a predicted model, not a curated record
CUGCUGUGAUACUAAUCCAAGGCCUGUCAUCCAAAGAAAGAAUGGGAUGGGCUGUGAGAUUUAAUUGUGAACUACAUCCCUGAUCCUGUCAUGAAACUGACAAACUUUCAGGUGAGGAGGACUUAGUUUUUAAGCAUUUUCCUUCCCAGUGAGCAUGAGAACAGCGUUCCCACAGGAAAUGUUGCUGUGAGUUGCUUCAUUACAGUACGCCACGCUGUGCUCUUUAUUUUCUUACCUCUGCCUCGCUCCUUCUCAGGAUUGAUAAUCAUCCACCUGUGCGACAGACACCUGUCACACAGAGACAGACGUUUCCUCGGCUCACACCAGCAACACAAAGAAGGGACACUGUCACAGAUAUUCAACUGAGCUGGGUGGACAUUGCACUGCUUGGUAUAAAGUGAAAGCAGGUGGCUUGUAAAGAACAGAUAUAAACCUCUAGAACAAGCAUGUCUAAAGGGGAGGGAAAAGCAGACGUGUUUCGUACUACCAAAGUGAGGACCAGGUUGAGGGAUGAUGGAAGCUGGUUGCAGCGCCGCAGUGAACCUGGCGAUGAACAAGAAGAAGAAAAGCCAUGGUUGGCAGAAGUGAGGGCCAGCCGUGUCAAUGGAGCUCCUGCUGAGACGAGUCCAGUUUCAUCACCAACAAAACCCACCCCGCCUCCCACCAACUCUGAGAGCCAGAGUGCACCAAAACCAGGAUACCUGAUAAGAGGGAUUUUCACUAAACUAGACAAGCCUCCCACAAACACACCGUCAACUAACGGCCCAAGUGGAACGACACAAUUCACCAAAAAACCUUCAGAGAGCUACAAGAAAAUAGCCCCCUACACCGUGAAGCCCACUUUGGAGAGCCAGGAGAGCCAGCUUAGCCCAGAGGAGAAGGAGAAGCGGACGGAGGCAGCCAGCAAUGUUCUGAAGACUUCUGCAGGCCGGCAACGGUCUUAUGUGCUUUCUGCUGCUAAGAAAUACGAGACAAAACCAGAAGAACCUGAUACUUCACCAGUCAACAACAGUCUAGCUUUUGUUGCUAAAAGGGUGGAGUUAACAGAUGAUGAUGAUGAGAGUGCUGCGACUCCAGCACCUGUGAGCUCUCCGCCCCCCUCCUCUGUCGCCCCAGUCACAUCUGUUGCCUCUGCAUCUAGGCCCAAACCACGGACACCAGUCGACUCAGAUGUUAAGAAAGCUGUUGAUGCCACCGUUAAUAAGCCAGUUGCACCAAAGGUGGAGGAGAAGAAAGCCGCCCUGGAGCCCGCCAAAGAAGACCUAUAUCCAGCAUCUGUCCCAGAAAAAAACCCUUUUGAAGGUAUGAAACCAGGGUGCACCAAGGUGGCCACCCCUCUCCCUGCAUUCAUCCCUGAACCAAAAGAUUUAAAAUCUGCAGUGCAAGACGAAACACCUCUGGUUGACCUCACCCCAGCAGCAGUCCCUCUUUCACCCACUCCAUUGUCUCCUACCCCGACUCCAGCAGUGCCACUUUCACCCAUUCCAUUGUCUCCUACCCCGGCUCCAGCAGUCCCACUUUCUCCCACUCCAGUAUCUCCUACCCCGGCUCCAGCAGUCCCACUUUCUCCCACUCCAGUAUCUCUUACCCCGGCUCCAGCAGUCCCACUUUUUCCCACUCCUGUGUCUCCUACCCCGGCUCCAGCAGUCCCACUUUUUCCCACUCCAGUGUCUCCUACCCCGGCUCCAGCAGUCCCACUUUCUCCCACUCCUGUGUCUCCUACCCCGACUCCAGCAGUCCCACUUUCUCCCACUCCUGUGUCUCCUACCCCGGCUCCAGCAGUCCCACUUUCACCUACUCCAGUGUCUCCCACCCCUGUGUCACCUGUCCCGUUUUCACCUACUCCAGUGUCUGCUGUAAGAGAGAUCACAGUGAAUACAAAACCAUCUCCAAAGCCAAGCUCCAGUGUUGACAGUCUCAGCGCCUUGUCCGACACCCUCAUUUCUUUCAACACAAGUUCAAGCAGCUUGAAGGAUAACGAGCCAGACCUGGCAAAGGAAGAAGGGGGCUCAGCGGACACUCGCACCGCAGAGGAGGGUGAUGAAGAAGAGCCAACUCCAAAGAUCAGCAACUGUAUACCAAUGACAGACGAUCUCCUGUCUCUUACUGAAGGCAGUCCCAAGGAGUCAGCAGAGCCCGUUCCCCCCAGCCCGGGACGCUGGAGUCAGUAUCUGCUUAGCGGACCAGACAGUGAGUCAAAGCCAACAAAGGCCAAUGGCACCCUGGAUCUCCUGGCUAACAAUGUCAUAAUAAUGAACACAGAGGCACCCAGCCUCAGCAUGCAGCCAGAGGAGGAGAAACCGACAGAUGAGACAGCCAAAGAAACACAAAGCUCCACGGAGACCGUCACUGUAACCACCAAAACUGUGAUCAUUACUGACAAAAGCGAGGAGGACUUUGCAGAUCCCCGGAGCUCACGUGUGAAAACAACCACAGUCACUGAAUCACGCUCGGCUGAUACGUUUGAUCCAUAUCCGAUAGGGACCACAUCCCCUAACAGCUCCUCUGACCUGCUCCAGCCGCUUGCAGAUAUUUCCAUCAACAGGGUGUCAAGAACUUCCAUUGAGAACAAAGAUCCAAGUGAAGACACAUCUGAUGCUUUGGAAUCCCUCGCGGAUGAUGUAAUCCCUAUAAACACUGAGGUUAAAAGCCUCAGCACUCGGCGGUCGUGGACACGCACGUGGGACACCAGUACUACUGAGCGGACUUACACAGAAGAGAGAGACAAAGCCAAACCAGAGGGCCAAGAUGAAUAUCAAAACAUGACGGUCACGUUUGAGCGAAAAUCCAAGGAGAAUGACUCCCCAUGGGACCGGUGGACGUCACCCACUGUCUACACUACCACCUAUUCUUCAGGCCAGGGAGAUGAGGAGGAGGAGGAGGAGGAGGAGGAAGAGGAAGAGGAAAGGUAUCCCCACAGGCUGGGUUCAUUAAAUGCACAUUAAACCUGUUUGUGUUCCACUAUUUUUCCAGAUGUG